UUUUACUGUUUAUUCUCUAUUUCCUGGUUUCUUUUUAACUAAAAGUAGAGAAGAAAAGAUUUAAGAUUUCAUAAUAAUUGUCUUCACUCUAUUUUGUAUAAGAAAGUUGAGAUUUACAGCAAAAAAAAAAAAAAACUCAAUUCUUGAAACUGGUUUCUCUCCGGUUUAGUCCGUCUAUCAGUAGAAGAGAUUGGAAAAAGAGAAGAACCCAUCCAGUGAAAUUCAAGGAUUUUGCACCACCAGUUUCAGCUUAUGAUGGAGAGUAUUAGUUGCUGCAAAUGGUUCCUGAUUCUUCACCUGCUCUUUUCUGCAGUGGUUUCCGCCAAGCACCAUGGAAAUCCUGCGAACGAGCUUGUCAAUAUCAUCAAUCAGAACCGAACACUUGCAAAGCUUCCGCAACUGAAUGACAAUGCUGGUCUCAGCUGCAUAGCUUUACAAUAUAUUGAACACUGCCAAGGAAAUUGCACCAGUAACAAUACUUUAAAAUGCAAACCAUCGGAAAAUAAUUUCACUGAAAUCUUUGCACCUAACUGCGGCGUGGAGUUACCGACCUUCGGCACCAUAACCGGAAGGAUUGUGGGAUGUCAAUCUAAGUAUGUUGAACCUUUAGAAGCAUUUUCUCGUGUCCUAGUUCGAGAUCACAAAACUUUAUCCGUCUUGAGAGAUAAAAAUCACUCCGAAGUGGGGGUCGGCUUGAUCGGAAACCACCACGGACCUUACUUUUGGUGUGUUCUGUUUAGUAAUGAUCGGAUCAACUCGACAUUUGUUCUUGACAAUGGUGGAAAGGGAAUCAAACAGAGAAAAGGGUGUUAUAGUGGAGCCAACAUUGAUUGCAAUGAGGGAAAGAGAACCAAAAUUUUCUUUUUGGUUUCCAUUUUUUCUGUAAUUUUCACUAUAUUUAUUUGAUACUUUGAUGAAACCUGGCAUUAACAGAAUUUUACAGUACUUUGU
Messenger RNA from Papaver somniferum (opium poppy), 951 nucleotides. RefSeq lists its product as uncharacterized. Bases 253 to 906 code for a protein of 217 amino acids. The transcript has 2 exons. The record is from RefSeq and is a predicted model, not a curated record. NCBI's taxonomy places the organism in Eukaryota, Viridiplantae, Streptophyta, Magnoliopsida, Ranunculales, Papaveraceae.